This is a messenger RNA of Hermetia illucens (black soldier fly), 6044 nucleotides long. RefSeq names its product cyclin-dependent kinase 12 (gene Cdk12). NCBI's taxonomy places the organism in Eukaryota, Metazoa, Arthropoda, Insecta, Diptera, Stratiomyidae. Gene Ontology annotation, cellular component: cyclin/CDK positive transcription elongation factor complex; nucleus. The transcript has 8 exons. The record is from RefSeq and is a predicted model, not a curated record. Gene Ontology annotation, molecular function: cyclin binding; RNA polymerase II CTD heptapeptide repeat kinase activity; cyclin-dependent protein serine/threonine kinase activity. Gene Ontology annotation, biological process: positive regulation of transcription elongation by RNA polymerase II; transcription elongation by RNA polymerase II; protein phosphorylation. Bases 534 to 4169 code for a protein of 1211 amino acids.
CCCCUUAUCGCGGCCGAGACGUCAGUGGCUGUGUUUUCUUUGCCGUGCGAAUUUCACGGAGUGCGAGGUGUGGAGCAGGGGAGCGCGCAGCGCGGCCAGGGAGCUGUGGAAAGUGACACUUCUUGUGUGUGUUAUCAAUUUUGCGAACGUGCAAAACUUGAUCUCGAUCGCGUUUCGCUUGUGCCGUGCCUUUUGUGUGAAGAACUAAUUUUCGGUUUCGUGACCCACCGAUUCUGGAGUUGCAGGAGCAGUGCUUCGCCUCAGGGUAGCCGUCAUCGUUGCCGUUGUUGCGGUUGGUGUGAGGAAAUUCAGACGUGUCCUUUCCACGGAGACCGCGAAGGCGUCUUGGGAUUUGACAGGAUUUCGGGUACAAUAAUAUGACUCAUCAGACUACUUGAGGCAUUCAGGGAGGUAUUUCCUUAUGCUUUAAACCAUCGGGUUUACAAGGUGCCGUUUGAUAAACAGAUCCGGUGUCCUCUCCGCUCGUCGUGACAAUCGACAAAAAACUGACUGCACAUCAUCUACAUCAGAUUAUGGACAAAGAUCGAAGCAUUAAAUUUAGUAUUAGCAGCAGCAGUAGCAGCCGUAGUAAACAUUCGAAAAAGUCCAGUAAAAAAUCAAAAAAGCGACAUCGCUCUCGUGAUUCGGAAACAGAAGAAUCAAAACGUCCCAUAUCAUCACUAGUCGAAUAUUCUGACGUUAGUUCUGAGGAUUUCUCUGCGCCUGAGGCCGGAGAGAUUAACACCGAAGAAAGUGUAUCUUUGAGCGAUGCUGACAGAGAGCCCAAAGAUCCGGCAGCGAUUGCUAAACGAGCCACAACAACAGCUCCCACGAAAACGGCUGCAGUCGAAGAUGAACUCGACGAGGAGCAACGAAAUGCUCAACUUGAAAUGGAACGAAGUAUCGCGAAAAUGUCACCGGGUCAGGUGAGGAGAAUGAUAAUUGGCUCACCGAUCAAUUCAUCAUCGAACUCAUCAAUACAGAAGUCAGCAACUCGAAGCCCCAAAAGAUUGGACGACGUGGCUCAACCGGCGGCAGAACCGCUAUCAUCAUCGGAAUCUCUGGAUGACGACGACAUGAGUGGGCGGAAGCGAAAGAAACUUAAAAAAGACAAAAAGCAUAAAAAGAAGAACAAGACGAAAAAACGGAAAAAGCGCCGACAAAAGUCUGUAUCUAGUAUUGAGACAAUUUCGGACAACGAUUCCGUUUUGGACGAAACAAAUUUCACCCCGCCAAUUACAAAACAAAAUUCCCCGGCCGAAUGGGAUCGGACGUAUACGCCGCUAAAAGAAACAAGUCCUGUUUCAAUAGGCACUCCACCCCUGAGGCCUGGUAGCAACGCUAGUAUAUAUUCAGAUGCGACUGUGGCUCACCCACCGUCCACACUACAGCCUAGAAAUCGCACUCCAACCUCAUCGACGCAUCAUCGAACGCCUCCGUCGCGACCGAUCAUUCCGUCUAGCGGUGGAAAUAGUAGUACUAAAAAACAAUCGCAUGGCAAUUAUAUUGCAUCGCCUCAUACGCCUCCAUUAGCUGUAAGUCAUCAAAAAUCAAAAUCUUCAUCAAAUUAUCAAAGUCCGGCGAAUAAUGAUGAUAUGAUUGUGGAUCGACAUCAUCAUCAUAUGUCGUCGUCUUCGUCUUCUGGACAUGCCCAUCAUCAUCAUAGUCAUCAUCACUAUCACCAUCAUCAUUCGUCGCACAAUUCAGGUAGCGAACAAUCUAGCCGACGAAUUACAGUGUCGCCUGUUCAACCAGAACGUCGCAUGUACCAUCACAGCAGUACUCCGCCACUGAAAAGGCGGAGAACUCGAGAGCGAUCCUAUGAUGGGGGUAGCAGAGAUAAGUAUCAUGUAUCAAGGCGGGAGGAUGAUUAUCGUGAUAGGGACCGAGAUCGUGAGCGUGAUCGAAAUCGAGAUCGUGACAGAGAUCGAGAUCGCGAUCGGGAUCGAAAAUAUCAUGAUAAAGACUACGAUAGAAACUAUGACAGGCAUAGGGAUCAAAAAUAUUCAUCUACGUCUAGGAAAUAUUCCAGAAGUCCAAGUAAUCCUCCAUCAGCCCACAAGCGUCGUUCCAGAUCGAUAUCAUAUAAACGGCAUCCCGACAGUGUAUCCCCGGACCGAUCGAGAUCCUCGAAACGUACAUCUCGUUCGCCGCGGCAUCGUCGUUCAACUAGUCGAUCGUCAUCAUCACCGGACGCGAAAAGAAGUCGAUUUGGUGGUUACGAGAAGAAAAUUAGCGAUAAAAUCAGUGACACUAGUUUAUUUGCGGAAUUGGUUAAAGAUAAGCACAAGAGAAAGAAAGCCUUACAGGUACUUGAAAUUCUGGAACGUCAGGAGGAAAGCAAUGGCGGAACAAAUGAUAAUAGCUGCUCGAAUGAUGACAUGUCAUUGCCAAAGUCUAACGAUCAGCCAGUUGCAAAUGGAGUGAAAGUAGGCAAUAAUCAGACAUCGUUAGAUUUAGUGAACAUUCCUAUGCCAAAAGUCGACACGGCGAAUACGAAUAGCAACGUGAACGCCGAUGCAACCGAUGGCUCUGCCCCUCUUCCACCGCAACCCAGUAUCGGUGACGAGGCACCAGUUAAUAAUAAUCUAAACUCUAAUAGCAAAGAAAUCAAUUCAGAGAACUCUAAGACCAAAGUCAAUAUUACUUUAAGCAAAUCGAAAAGCCUUACAAAACUACCCAUGCCACCGGGUGUAAAUGUGGCCGAAUUGGCCAACGCACCUACGCCCAGUCCUCCGCGUUCCGACGAUUUGGAUGACGAAAGCCCCAUAAAACCCUCGUUCAAAUUAAACACAACUAAUAAAACGACAAAUUCAUUAACAACGGUCUCGGCUGCGGUGGCGAACAAUAAUAAUAGUAGCUCCUCGUUAACGACACCAACGGCAGCGAAAAAAGGCCUAUUGAAUUUACCAAUGCCACCAAUGGUGCCUGGCAGUGAGGAGUUGAGCGGCGACGAGGAUAUCGGAAGUCCGUCAGACUUUACAAAAGACACAGAUAAAUCUAUUGUAAAUAGUAGUACAAAGGAGAAGCCGAAACCAAAACGUCCGACGAUUUUAAAUCGUCGCAGUUCCCGGGCGAAUGUCCGUGAUUGGGGCGAGCGGUGCGUCGAUGUUUUCGAGGUGAUUGCUCAAAUCGGUGAAGGUACUUAUGGUCAGGUAUAUAAGGCUCGUGAUAACCACACCAAUGAAUAUGUAGCUCUCAAAAAGGUGCGUUUGGAACAUGAGAAAGAAGGUUUUCCCAUAACGGCCGUGCGCGAGAUAAAAAUUCUACGCCAAUUGAAUCAUAAAAAUAUUGUUAAUCUUAGAGAGAUAGUUACGGAUAAACAAGAUGCCUUAGAAUUUCGAAAGGAUAAAGGUUCCUUCUAUUUAGUAUUUGAAUAUAUGGAUCAUGAUUUGAUGGGAUUACUGGAGUCCGGUAUGGUUGACUUCAAUGAGGAUAACAAUGCAAGCAUUAUGAGACAGCUUCUGGACGGACUGAAUUACUGCCAUAAGAAGAACUUUCUCCAUCGCGAUAUAAAAUGUUCGAAUAUAUUAAUGAAUAAUAAGGGUGAAGUCAAACUGGCUGAUUUCGGUCUAGCUCGACUCUACAAUGCUGAAGAUCGUGAACGGCCGUAUACGAACAAAGUGAUCACAUUAUGGUAUCGCCCGCCUGAAUUACUAUUAGGAGAGGAACGUUACGGACCUGCAAUUGAUGUUUGGAGUUGUGGCUGUAUUCUAGGUGAAUUAUUUUCCAAACGGCCACUGUUUCAAGCGAACUUUGAAAUGCAACAACUGGAGACGAUAUCACGUGUGUGCGGUACACCAACUCCUGCUGUAUGGCCAUCGGUAAUAAAGCUUCCACUGUUCUCAACGCUGAAACCAAAAAAGCCAUAUCGACGUCGAUUACGUGAAGAUUUUGAAUUUAUGCCUGUACCGGCUUUGGAUUUGUUGGAUAAGAUGUUAGAAUUGGAUCCGGAUAAAAGGAUAACAGCUGAAGAUGCUCUCAAGUCGCCGUGGUUGAAGAAUGUCAAUCCAGAAAGCAUGCCCGUGCCUAAAUUACCAACAUGGCAAGAUUGUCAUGAACUCUGGAGUAAAAAGCGACGACGACAAUUGCGCGAGCAACAGGAAGCUUUACCACCUGGCAAACCGGCAUCUUUAAAACUAAUUAAUGAAGGUGAUAUUGUGCAGUAAAUUAAUAACAAAAUGAAACCAACAAAAAAAAAACAAUUUACAAAACUAAAGCAAGGAAAAAUAAAACUAAAAAAAAAUAUAAAAAAUUAAUUUUAUAUAUUAUUAAUAUAAAAACAAUAAGUUAAAAUAAUAAAAUAAAAAUACUUUAUAGUUAGUUAUUACAUAACAAAUGUGAAUUAUAUAUGAAGAAAUCGAAACCAGAAUACUAUUAUUAAAAUAUUGGUAAUAAAAUUAAUGAGAGAAAGGAAUUUUAUGUAAAUUGUAUUGAACCGAUAACUGUAAAAAGCAUAAUUUAGGCCAAGGCUCUUAUACAACCCCCCACCCUCGGCAAUGCGAUUUCUGCGUUUUAAUAUUUUCAUUUCGAGGCGAGCGAUCCAUUUUCAUAUUUUCCCCUACGUUCAUAUCUCAUGGAGACCUACAAAGAUCAAUUUUAUGUCUAGACAAAUUCGGCUUUAAUCCUAUUGGAAAAUCACAAAAAAAAAAUGUUUUAAAUGAAUUGUUCCUCUUGAACCAUAAAUCUUUUAUUGGAAAUUCAAGACUUGAUCGUCCUCCGAGUAUUUUAAUUUUGAAAACGUUGAAGGAAGCUGGUAUUCACAUUUUGAUUCCGUUUCAACGAAUCCCUUUGCGUUUAUUCCAACUGAUUUCACGCAACUUAUACUAUGUAAAAUAUGAUAAUUUUUCUAAUGAAAUAUGGAAGUAUCCAAUAAAUACAAGGUAAAAGUGGAAUUAAUAUGUUAGUUGUAAAUUUAUUGCGGGGUAACUAAGUCGGCGUCAGUUCAAGUGCAAGGGCGCGCAGCUAGCAUCUGAUCAAGCUGCGAAACUAACGAUGGAAGCAUGAGAUGUGUAAAUUAUGAACCAAGUAAUUUUGCUGAUGUUGAAACUAAUUUUGUGAAGAAAUGUAAAAAAGAAAUUAUAAAAAAUAUUUACAUAUACGACAACAAACUUUGCCUGGUAAGCAAAAAACUCUAGACUGAAGUAAAAAUGUUUAAAAAGAAACACGAAUCGAGGAUUAAUAUAAAUAGAAAAUAGAAAAAAGGAAUCAAAUAUAUAUGAAUAAAGUAAAUAUCUAACUAUACAACUUUUUUCUUAACCUAUCACGUGAACACGAUAAAGUAAUUCUAUUUAAAUGAAGUAACGGAACAUCUUUUUCUAAUUUGUGUAACAUAGACAUCAGACAAAUGGUACCGACAGUGAUAAGGAUGAAAUAAAUGCGCUCACAUUUUCAGAAAGUCAAAAAUAAGCUAAAUCGAAACUCAAAUGCAAACACCCGACCUCAAAGGAAUAUUUCAUUAAAGUGCUAUUUGUUAUACGAUUUAAUUUUUUUUAUCUAAAUUUCAGUUUUUUCCUUAAAGAACAUUCGUUUUUACGCGAAUGCAAUCGAGUUGCAUUUGUGUUUUUAUUGUUUCUUUUUGUUAGAAUUUACAAUUUAAAAAAAAAAAUGGCAACAAAUCUUUGAUACCAAGUGUGUGCAUACAAUAAUCAACCGGGCUGGUUGGCUCACGAAAGAGAAAUAUAUGUAGAUGUGAAUGUAAUUUUUUAAGUCAUAUAAUUUUGUAAGGCAAUUUCGGUUUUCUAAGUUUUUUUUUUUCUCUUUGUUAUCUUAUUUUAAUUAUUAAUUAUUAUUGUAGUUGUAGAAAACACACUGUGAAGCAAGGACAGCAUAAGAUUGAAAAGCAACAAUAGAACAAGAAAAAACAAAUACACGACGAAUUUGUAGUUAAAAUCAUGUUUCGUGCGUACACAUGUUUUCUCGUUUCCAUAGUCAAAAACAGCCUCGUUCUAUAAGAAAAUUUAUAUAUGACAUAAAUAUGAACUGAAAUGAUUGGAAGAAUAAAAGGUGAGAAUGCGAAUGCAAAUCAAAAUGAAAAGAGUAAA